UUCCAAAGCCAAACAGAACAGGCUGGAGAGGCUCGGCCCCAUGCGAAUAUAAUGUGACAGGACACGAUGGACUUCCAGAAUCGCAACAAUACGGCCAACAAGUUUGUCUGCCCGAGCGACAGGCAACUGGCCCUGCGUGCCAAAUUAAAAGCCGGCUGGAGCAGCUCGAAGACCAGCGAACCGCUGCGUCCGGAGGAGCAGGAGGCCAUCAUCUCGGUGAUCCGGCGCAACGAGGAGAUCGAGGUGGCCGAGCGGCAGCGGGUGGGUCGUCUGGUGGAGCGGGUCGAGAAGAUCAAGCAGCAUGCGGUGGAGCGGGGGCCCAACUGCUGCCGCCUCUGCGGCGACGCCUUCGGCAUCCUGCGGCCGCAGCGCAUCCUGUGCGAGGACUGCCGCCAGUCGGUGUGCGCCAAGUGCAGCGUGGACAUCAACAUCCGCUACCACACCAGCGAGCGGUCCCGGGAGAUCUGGCUGUGCCGCAUCUGCUCCGAGACGCGCGAGAUGUGGAAGAAGUCGGGCGCCUGGUUCUUCAAGGGCCUGCCCAAGUACGAUAUGCCGCGCAGCGCCAGUGCCACGCCCAUUCCCACCCCGGGACACCCCGGAUCCAUGGCAGGAGACACGCGGGCCGUUCAAAGCUGCCAUGCGACGCCGACGCGUCCGGCGCGGGUAAAGAAGCUAACGAUCCGGGUGAACGACAGCAGCUCCAGCAGCAGCGGCCACUCGGAGCCGGAGGACGAGGUGGACGCCGGGGCACUGGGCAUUGGUGGCAUAACCAAGGGCGUCUCCGCGAACCGACUGCAGCGGGAGGAUAGCUUCCGGCUGAGGGCCUACGGCUCCAUACGCAGCUUCAUCGAUGGCGGCGAGCGCAAGUUGUCCAACUCCUUCUUCUUUGGCCGCCAGCAGAGCCAACGGCCCUCGGAGUGCCCGGAAUACGACAGCGUCAGCAUGUCCAAGUUGCGCCGGGAGAGCAGCUUCCUGCGUCGCGGCUCCGUCAGCUCCUCCUGGUCGAUCAGCGAUAGUUCCGGUUCCGGAUCCAACAACUCGGGCAACUCCCAAUCGCAAUCGCAAUUCCAGCAGCAGCAGCAGCAACAUCAGCAGCAGCAGCUGCACUGCCGGGAUCCGCUGCUCGGCUGGCUGGAGAUCGCCAUCAGCUACCGGGAGGCCUUCCACAGCCUCGACUGCACCAUGGUGCGGGCCCGGGAUCUGCCGGCCAUGGACGCCGCCGGACUGGCGGACCCCUACUGCAAGCUGAACAUCAUCACGCCGGAGGCGCACACCAAGUACACGCGGUGGCAGCGCACCAAGACGGUGCACAAGACCCGCAAUCCGGAGUUCAACGAGACGCUGCAGUUCGUCGGCGUGGAGCCCGAGGAGCUGGGCAACUCGCUGCUCUACGUGGCCCUCUUCGACGACGACAAGUACGGGCACGACUUCCUCGGCGCGGCCAAGGUCUGCCUUUCCACGGUGCACAGCACAUCGCAGUACCGCAUUUCGGUGCCCCUGGGCGUGGAGGACCAGUACAGCAACGCGGCGGAGUUGGCCCAGAAUUGGCCAAACGGCAAGAUGCUGCUCUCCUUGUGCUACAAUACGAAACGGAGGGCGCUGGUGGUGAACGUGAAGCAGUGCAUCAAUCUGAUGGCCAUGGACAACAACGGCAGCUCCGAUCCCUUCGUCAAGAUCCAACUCAAGCCGGAUGCGCACAAGAACAAGAAGCACAAGACCAGCGUCAAGUGGCGCACGCUCAAUCCCAUCUACAACGAGGAGUUCUACUUCGAGGCGAGUCCCCACGACCUCAACAAGGAGAUGCUCAUCCUGACCGUCUGGGACAAGGAUCUCGGCAAGAGCAACGACUUCCUCGGCAGCCUGCAGCUGGGCGCCCAGAGCAAGGGCGACCGCCUGCAGCAGUGGCUCGACUGCAUCCGAUUGCCCGACCACUUCCACGAGAAAUGGCAUUGCCUCGCCCCCGACAAUCCCGCCCACUGAGAGACCCAUCCAAUCCCCACUCGCCCCAAAGUCCCCAGUCCAAUCGGUUCGAUCUUAUCUGGACCGUCAUGGAUCUUUUCCUAUAAGACAC
Drosophila takahashii is the source of this 2071-nucleotide messenger RNA. It is a transcript of the gene Rph, whose product is annotated as Rabphilin. Gene Ontology annotation, cellular component: membrane. Lineage: Eukaryota; Metazoa; Arthropoda; Insecta; Diptera; Drosophilidae. The record is from RefSeq and is a predicted model, not a curated record. Gene Ontology annotation, molecular function: small GTPase binding. Gene Ontology annotation, biological process: intracellular protein transport.